Molecule: messenger RNA, 993 nt
Organism: Fusarium mangiferae
Lineage: Eukaryota; Fungi; Ascomycota; Sordariomycetes; Hypocreales; Nectriaceae
Exons: 1
Coding region: 1-993 (330 amino acids)
Cellular component (GO): cytoplasm; nucleus
Molecular function (GO): protein binding
Source: RefSeq, a predicted model, not a curated record
AUGAUCGGAGAGUCUACCCACAAGCAGGUGCCGGUUUUUAUGACCUUGAACUUUGAUGCAGAGUGGGCUGGCGCCGAUCUGAUCCGGCGGCUCAUCGAGAGUGGCGCUGAUCCUCACGUCAAGAUGAUGGAGGAUAAAGAAUUCACAGUUCGCUCUGAUGUAACGAUCAUCUCCACCACAAGUCGAUGUGCGAACGUUGAUGCUCUCAAAGUCUUGCUUGAAUGCGCAACCAAGGUAGGUGAUGUGGGAGACGCAGUGUCUUAUCGUGAUAGCUGGGGCAGCAUGCCACUUCACUGGGCUUGUCAAGUCUCGAUGGAUGGAGUUCCCCGUGAGGUGACUUCAGAAGUCAUGGAGGAGAAGAUGCAACGAAUUAUCACAAUUCUUGGCUUGCUGCUAGACUGCAGUCCAGAAACGAUCAAGGCCCAGGACCAGUACGGAAAUACGCCUUUAUACCAUGCAGCCAAGAACUACAGCAAUUGCGGACAAGAGCAUACAGCCAUCUUUCAGUACCUUUGUGAGAGAGGUGCUAAUUCCAGCAUUAUCAACAAAAAGGGCGUAACAGCGUUGCAUAGAUUGUGUUCCUACGAUGGAGGAUGGCCAAUUGAUACAGCAGCUAUAGAGAUUCUGCUCGGGCAUGGCGCAAAGAUUACGGAUACAGACAAUGAAGGCAAUACGCCAACACAUCUGGCAGUCAAGACCCUAGAAAAUCUUGAAGCCAUCGCCUUUCUGCUCGAUCAUGGUGCAGACAUACGUGCAAAGAACUUCAAAGGAAACACGCCACUACACGAAGCCGCGAAUGGAAUGCACUGGCCUGGAGUAGUCGAAGAAAAGUUCAAAAGCAUGGGAGAUAUACUUCGAAGGCUUCAAGGCGAUGGAGGAUAUCUGAUGGAUGAACUGAAUGCAGAGGGAAAGUCUCCUCGGCAAAUUCAGAUUGAGAGAAGGAAAGACUUUCGGGAGAAGAUAGAUGAUAUUGAGAACGGGUGGAGGCGCUGA